Messenger RNA from Saccostrea cuccullata (small rock oyster), 3021 nucleotides. RefSeq lists its product as uncharacterized. NCBI's taxonomy places the organism in Eukaryota, Metazoa, Mollusca, Bivalvia, Ostreida, Ostreidae. The record is from RefSeq and is a predicted model, not a curated record. Bases 105 to 2465 code for a protein of 786 amino acids. The transcript is spliced from 9 exons.
GUUUAGGUAUAUCCAUUUCACGUUGCACAAAAUAAGACGAACUAUGGUAUUUACUUAUUAGUAAUUUUAAAUAGCAGUGAAGAAACCCUUAAUGGUGUAAAACAAUGAAUUACAAGGCAUUUUGGCUCACGAUGUCGGUUUUUCUUUUUUACCAAGAUCUAGCAGUUGUAGCUACUACUCUGAACAGAAACAUUAAAUUAGAAGAACAAGAAGAGGAAUUAGAAGAUACAACAGGAAAAAGUUGUGAAAAAUGGGAAGAAUACGAUGGUGUUCAGUGUGUUUGCACACGGUCAAGUGGUAACCACUCACGCUGUGAUGGGGAGACUGGAAUGGUUUGUGAUGACCAAGGGGGACAAUAUCAGUCGAUUUGUCACUUUUCUGACAGAAUGUGCCAUGGACUUAUUUCCUAUACAAAAGAAAUCAAAUCUUGCGGACAUUGUAAGUGGUUGAUGUUGACCUACAGUGAACCCAGAGUCCCGUCUCAGUCUGUUUUGUAUCGAAGAAAUGGAGAAAGCAAAGGAUACGACACGUACUACAAUUCUCUGGAAGGCAAUUCAAAAAUAUUCUUUGAAAAGGAAUUGAAUGCCUGGGUUAUAGGCAUUAAAAAUAAGACGGGUUCCUUUGUGUCCUUGGUUCAAGAGGGAAAAGCAAUGUUUCCUCAAGAUAAUGCUGGGGGAAUGAUGGUUGUAAACCAAACGGCAGGCUCUACUGUUGACUUGCAAAUCAAUCCAUAUUUUCAGAUAAAAUGUCUGAAAGAUUCAGAUAUUGGCAAAAUAAGAAAACGCGAGAAGAGAUUUAUAUUUACACUUAUAGCAGUCGUAUCAGCAGUGGUGUCCGUCACGGCAGUGGCGACAUCUACAACGUUAAAGGUUAUACAGGCAAAAAGAGGAUGUUUAUAUUAUCCAAGCGUUUGUAAAUUAAGGGAUGAAAUUAAGAAUACUUUAAAACCAGAAGUGGAGAGGUUGAAGCAAACUUUUUUGUCAAAAUAUGGGGAACCAGAAAAGAUAAAAGAAAAUGUCGAAAAACACAUAGCUUUGAUCUCAGAUAUAAACGAGGCUGUCACCACAAUCAAAGAAUUGCAUAUAAAAUCCAAUUCCAGUCUUUCUGAGCUUACAAUACGUCUAGGUUCUCUCACUAUGGAUGUUUCAGGUGUAGCCAAUCUACUUUCUGAUUAUAAUGAAUGGCUAAAUGGAACAAAAUUACAAGCGGCUUUCAGCAUCAUAGGGCUUGAAAUAGAGUUAGCAUUCACUCUAGCUACCUUACCCUCAAUCAUCAGUUCAGCUGCCUCGGCAUUAACGGCUGGACUCGCCAUUUUUGCAAGCGUUAUAGCUAUUGGGCUUGCAGUAUUUGAUAUUAUCUCUAGCGUGCAGGAGGAAAGACGCAUAAAAGAUAAACUGUUGCAUGCAAAAUCAGAAUAUGUAAGGGCUCGAAGAAAUCUGAAAACAGCACAUUCACAAAUGAUUGAAUUACAAAUGCAAUUUUGUGUAAAAGUUAUCAGCUAUCUUCGACAAUUUUCAAAUAUUGGAAGAAAAUACCACAAAUUGUUUUCGAAUUUAUAUAAUAAAAUUGUUUCUAUUUACGGUAGAAGGGGGAAUUGUGCAGAUGAACGUAUUUAUUCUAAAACAAAUAGGAACGUCUUAGGUACGUUAUUAAAUUAUGUGAAACCACUUGCAAAAUAUCUAGCUGACAAUGUUAAGCAACUUAAAGAGAAAAUAAAAGAGGUAAAGAUAAUUACACAGUUUCUUAAUGAAAUUGCCGAUAGUGUUAAAGUUAGAAAAAAGCAACCGUCUAAGAUAUUUGAAGAACUGAAAGUGUAUGGAAGUUAUACGUCGAUUCCUAAACCCCUCUUUUCGAACUUAUUUGAACUCUUAAGAUAUAUAGCAAAAGAUAUUUUACCAAAUACUGAUUGUUACUGGGGACAUGAUCUAAAGCUUUUAAGAUCGGGGAAAAGAAAACAAUACAAUUAUUUAAAUUCGCCUAUUUGCCCUAGUCCUGAAAUUAAGGAAACGGUACAGGUUAUUGAAUCUGGUGUCAAAAACAUAACAAAUCCAUGUCUGAUAUUUAGACAAGUGAAAGGCAGUGUAUUUCGAAGUAAAUAUUUAGUUCUGCGAUUUAUCGCAGAACAUAUAAUUCCUACAUCAAAUUGCUACUGGGGAUACAAUCUACAAACUAUUCGACAGAAUCCAAACCCAGUUGAACUUGAAAUGGUAAAAAUAUCCUCACGGCUUUUUACAAUGCUUAAGAUCUUUUCCAUUGCAAAGUUAACGUCAGAUACUGUGAAGUAUGCAAGGUCCUAUUUGUGCUCCAGUUCUUUGAUUUGUGGCGUAAAUUGGCAAUCAUUUGUUCUGUGCUCUGUAUGGAAAGAUUCAGUAGAUCCGAAGGUUUUGGAUUGCAAAGGAAUGUCCCUUUCUGUUCAAGAUAAAUACUGUGUUCCUCCAAAAGGCAAAUUCCAAGAAUGCAAGUAAAAUUGGCAAACUAAAUGGAUAUGCACUUGAUGAAUUUUUCAAUUGAUGAAUUUGGGAGAGAUAUUCUUUUGAUACUACGUAAUUUAUUUAUAAGCAUUAACCAAACUCGCAAAUAAGCAUACGUGUAUAUGUAGUUGUUUUAAGAAUGUUAAGUUAAGACAAGUAAAUUCCACUUUGAGCAUAUAUUUUUUUCUGUCUUUUUAUCUUUUCAAUUUUUCGUCAGUUUAUACUUGUUUCUAACAAUUAAAGAAUUAUAAAGAUACAGACUUGUUUGUAUUGCAAAUCUAAAUGAUUGUGUAAUUUUUUUCUCGAAAAUACAUGGAAUAUGCACAAUUUAACUCUGUUUUUAUUAGUUAUAAUGUUUGUACUAUCAAGCCUCAUAGGCUUACGAGGGUUGUCCCAAAAUUCCGUAGACAAGCGUUGUUUUGUAGGAACCGUAUGUCAUACAUUAAUGAAACUUCGUAUAUAGAUUAAACCAACACUAUCUAAUAAAUUUAUUGACAAAUAUGGAGUAACUACACAAAUGAUUCCAAUUUAAAAGACACAUUUCAUUGUU